Molecule: messenger RNA, 2257 nt
Organism: Gossypium raimondii (Peruvian cotton)
Lineage: Eukaryota; Viridiplantae; Streptophyta; Magnoliopsida; Malvales; Malvaceae
Exons: 13
Coding region: 181-1821 (546 amino acids)
Biological process (GO): RNA 3'-end processing
Cellular component (GO): nucleolus; TRAMP complex
Molecular function (GO): mRNA binding; poly(A) RNA polymerase activity
Source: RefSeq, a predicted model, not a curated record
AAAAGAUACCGCCUAGACCCAAAAACCCUAAUUUCCCUAAUCCCCGAAGCCCUAACGUUUAACCUCCAUGAAACUGCAUUUCAGUCGGUGGAACCCAGAACCCAGCAAUUCGCGACCUGUCCCCUAACUUCCUCAAUUCCCCAAUACCAUAAUCUAUUCUUUCCUUCAAAAUUCCCUUCAAUGGAACCUCAAACUCCCACAAAUUCGCAACCCGUCCUCUACGAAACCCUAACCUUAAACCCAAUUUCUCUCCCUUCUUCCCCUACCGCCGAAUCUCCGCCGUCCAAUCAAUCUCCUGUUGAGCCGUACACUGUCUUCCGCAACGAAAUCUCUCUAUCGGCAGAAAAUACCAUCUCCGUGGACUCAGCUGCGCCGGACUAUUUCUCGCUUGAUGUUAAUGAGCCGGAUGAACCAGUAGUAAUUCGGGCUUCAGUCUUGGCCUGGGAUGAACCAGAGCCGAAGACACCGGGUCCUGCGAAUGAGCCAAGGCUUGAGAACAAAUGGUGGUUUCGUGGGAAUAGUAGGUUCCAAAGUCCAAUGCUUCAGUUGCAUAAAGAAAUAGUGGACUUCUGUGAUUUUCUAUCCCCUACACCCGAAGAGCAAGCAGCACGUGAUGCAGCUGUGCAUUCUGUUUUUGAUGUUAUCAAGUACAUAUGGCCUGCCUGCAGGCCAGAAGUUUUUGGGUCGUUCAGGACAGGGCUUUAUUUACCAACAAGUGAUAUUGAUGUAGUGAUUCUAGAGUCAGGUAUAAAAAAUCCACAGACUGGUUUGUAUGCUCUUUCCAGGGCAUUAUCUCAAAGGGGAAUUGCAAAAAAGAUGCAGGUGAUUGCGAAAGCUCGCGUGCCAAUAAUUAAGUUUGUAGAAAAGAAAAGCGGUGUCGCAUUUGAUAUAAGCUUUGAUGUGGAUAAUGGACCAAAAGCUGCUGAGUUUAUCAAGGAAGCAGUACUAAAAUGGCCUCAAUUACGACCAUUGUGUUUGAUCUUGAAAGUAUUUUUACAACAGAGAGACCUGAAUGAGGUAUAUUCAGGUGGAAUAGGUUCAUAUGCUCUCCUUGCAAUGAUCAUAGCCAUGUUGCAGAAUCUGAGUGAAUCCAGAGCUUAUCCGGAACAUAACUUGGGAAUGCUCUUGGUGCAUUUCUUUGAUUUUUAUGGACGAAAAUUGAACACUGUGGAUGUUGGUGUAUCUUGCAAAGAGAGAGGCACUUUCUUUUUGAAGAGUAGCAAAGGGUUUUCAAGCAAAGGACGGCCAUUUCUCAUCUCCAUCGAGGACCCACAGACUCCAGACAAUGACAUUGGGAAGAACUCAUUUAACUAUAUCCAGAUUAGGUCAGCUUUCGGGAUGGCUCUUUCGAACCUGAGUAAUCCCAAGAACAUUUUGGCUCUGGGCCCCAAUAGAAGCAUUCUCGGUACCAUAAUUAGACCGGAUCCAGUUUUGCUUGAGCGCAAAGGAGGAUCUAGUGGGGAUGUAACCUUUAGUAACUUGCUUCCUGGAGCCGGGGAGCCUUUACAAACUCUUAACGGAGAGAAGCAGGACAUCUUAUGCAAUUGGCAGUUCGAUGAUGAAGAACCGCUGCCUCGAGGGAACGGAAAUGCUGGAGAUGUUAGUGCUCAAUCCUCUGGAAGAAAGAGGAAAUCUUCUUCCAAAGGAAGGCACAAAAAGAAGAAAAUAAAAGAAAACGUUGAUGUAACAAAGGACUGGGAUGAAGAAACAUUCUCAAAGAAAGAAAAGAGUUCAAGGAAGAAAAGUUCUAGACAUAGCCAUAAACAUAAAGAUUCCAAUGGUUACGGUUAUCAUCAUGGUGGUGCGUCCUGGAGUCGCUAGAACUACCAUACUCUUAACCCCUUUCAUUAUUGGUCAUCUGCUUCAAUCAUUCAACAAUCAACCUUAACACUAAACCGUGGUCUAUUUGCGCAAAUGUCAAGGUAAGCUAUUUUAAUUCUAUCAUUACAAGAGUCUGGGAUUUUCGCCAUUGACCCCCGUUUCUUACGGGGACAUGGAUGGGUUUAAGUUCAUUACAGCAGCCCCAUUGUUCUUUAGCUUGCUUGUGAGGCCACUUUAUAGUCUACAAAAAUGAUCAAAACUAGGGGAAGAAUCUGAAAACAAUUCGUCAUACGGUCAAUUAAAUGUAACCAUAAAUAGUUGAAUCAGUUUUGUUCGAAUCUUAAAAGGAUAAAUGUCAAACCAUUCACUUCCAUUCUUAUUUUUUGCAAUGUACCAUCAAGAUUAUGAAUGGAAGUAAAAGAGCUACUUAUCUUUC